AUGACAUCCGUCCUGGGCAGCGGCAGGGCGUCGGGAGGGCCGAGCGGGCAGCUGAGAUGCAAGUCCAAGAGAAGGAGGAGGAGGAGAUCAAAGAGGAAAGAAAAACUAAGCAUACUGUCAACCUUCAUAGCACCCUUCAAGUACCUGAGUCCUGGCCCUACCACCAUGGAGGAUGAAGACAAUUUAAGUACCAGCAGUGCAGAAGUAAAGGAAAAUCGAAACAUUGGCAACCUGGAGGAUCAUCCAAUAGCAUCUACUGAUAGGGCAAGAGGGGGAACAACUAGCAGUAAGAGGAAAAGACCCUUAGAGGAAGGCAAUAAUGGCCAUUUCUGCAAAUUUCAGCUUAUCUGGAAGAAAGUUUCAUGGUCAGUGACACCAAAGAAUGCUCUGGUUCAGCUACACGAACUCAAACCAGGAUUACAAUAUAAAAUGGUUUCCCAGACAGGUCCAGUGCAUGCUCCAGUCUUUGCUGUUGCUGUGGAAGUAAAUGGACUUACAUUUGAAGGAACAGGUCCCACAAAAAAGAAAGCCAAGAUGCGCGCCGCAGAGCUAGCUCUGAAGUCAUUCGUUCAGUUCCCCAACGCCUGCCAAGCCCACUUCGCCAUGGGAAACUGCAUCAGCCCAUCCACGGACUUCACUUCCGACCAGGCAGACUUCCCAGACACUCUGUUCAAGGAGUUCGAGCCAUCCACACACAGCGAGGACUUCUCGGUCUACAGCCCCGUCAAUAACGAGCUGCUUUCCACCGCCUACCGGCACGGGCGCUUGCUCUGCCACACGCUGGACCUGAUGGGCCACGCCAAGCCCGGCAAGCCCAGGAUGGCCAAGGCGGAGAGCGAGAAGAACCCGGUGGUGCUGCUCAACGAGCUGCGCUCCGGCCUGCGCUACGUCUGCCUCUCGGAGACGGUGGAGAAGCAGCACAUCAAGAGCUUUGUGAUGGCCGUGCGAGUGGACGGGAGAACAUUCGAAGGCUCAGGACGUAGCAAGAAGCUGGCCAAGGGUCAAGCAGCGCAGGCGGCCUUGCAGGCCCUCUUUAACAUUCGUCUGCCCAGCCACAUUCCCACCAGGAGUAAAUGUCACCAUUUGCCACAGGAUUUUGCUGACUCCGUAUACCAAAUGGUUGCACAGAAGUUCCAGGAACUGACUGACAAUUUCACUUCCAUCCAUGCACGCCACAAAACCCUUGCAGGCAUUGUGAUGACCAAAGGUUUGGACAUCAGGCAAGCUCAGGUUAUUGUGUUGUCAUCGGGUACCAAAUGUAUAAAUGGGGAAUACAUAAAUGACCAAGGGCUCGCGGUCAACGACUGCCAUGCAGAAAUUGUGGCAAGAAGGGCAUUUGUUCACUUCCUCUACUCACAGCUGGAGCUACACGUAAGCAAACGGCGAGAAGACUGGGAGCGAUCAAUCUUCGUGCGAUUAAAAGAAGGAGGCUACAGGCUGCGGGAGAACAUCCUGUUCCAUCUGUACGUGAGCACUUCACCCUGCGGAGACGCGCGCCUCAACUCCCCCUACGAAAUCACAACCGACUUGAACAGCAGCAAGCACAUAGUGAGGAAGUACCGUGGGCACCUGCGGACAAAGAUCGAGUCUGGAGAAGGAACCAUUCCUGUCCGGUGUCACAACGCAGCACAGACGUGGGACGGCGUCCUGCUGGGAGAGCAGCUCAUCACCAUGUCCUGCACAGACAAAAUUGCCAGGUGGAACAUCCUUGGUCUCCAAGGUGCUCUCCUCAGCUCUUUCAUUGAACCCAUGUACUUGCACAGCAUCAUUGUGGGAAGCCUCUGCCACACUGGCCACCUUUCCCGGGUAAUGAGCCAUAGGAUAGAAGACAUUGGUCUGCUGCCAGCUUCGUACCGGCGCAAUCAGCUGCUGCUCAGUGGGGUGAGCCACGCUGGCGCUCGGCAGCCCGGGAAGUCUCCUGGCUUCAGCGUGAACUGGAUCGUGGGGAGCAGCGAGCUGGAGGUGAUCAACGCCACCACGGGGAAGAGGAGCUGCGGGAGCCCCUCGCGCCUCUGCAAAUACAUGUUCUUCACUCGAUGGGCAAAGCUGCAUGGCAAGCUGAGCACACGGGUACCAAGCCAUGGAGAGAUGCCAUCAGUGUACAGCGAGGCAAAGCUGGUGGCUCAGACAUACCAGUCUGUUAAGCAGCAGCUGUUUAAAGCAUUUCAGAAAGCUGGCCUGGGCACCUGGGUGAAGAAACCCCCAGAGCAAGAUCAGUUCCUACUAACUGUGUGA
Molecule: messenger RNA, 2235 nt
Organism: Cinclus cinclus
Lineage: Eukaryota; Metazoa; Chordata; Aves; Passeriformes; Cinclidae
Gene: ADARB2
Product: adenosine deaminase RNA specific B2 (inactive)
Exons: 10
Coding region: 1-2235 (744 amino acids)
Biological process (GO): adenosine to inosine editing; RNA processing
Cellular component (GO): nucleolus; cytoplasm
Molecular function (GO): tRNA-specific adenosine deaminase activity; double-stranded RNA binding; double-stranded RNA adenosine deaminase activity
Source: RefSeq, a predicted model, not a curated record